Spea bombifrons (plains spadefoot toad) is the source of this 1696-nucleotide messenger RNA. It is a transcript of the gene ZFAND2B, whose product is annotated as zinc finger AN1-type containing 2B. Bases 51 to 827 code for a protein of 258 amino acids. The record is from RefSeq and is a predicted model, not a curated record. Lineage: Eukaryota; Metazoa; Chordata; Amphibia; Anura; Pelobatidae. Gene Ontology annotation, biological process: protein targeting to ER; proteasome-mediated ubiquitin-dependent protein catabolic process. Gene Ontology annotation, cellular component: endoplasmic reticulum; cytoplasm. The transcript has 11 exons. Gene Ontology annotation, molecular function: zinc ion binding.
GUGACGCUCCUUCCGGGUGUCUGAAGUUCUAUCCUGGGGUCUGCAGGAGAAUGGAGUUCCCGGACCUGGGCAAGCAUUGUUCGGAGGCCACAUGCAAGCAGUUAGAUUUUCUGCCUUUAAAAUGUGACGCUUGUGAACAAAUCUUCUGCAAAGACCACGUCACGUACGCCCUCCAUAACUGCACGUCUGCUUAUAAGAAGGACGUGCAGGUUCCGGUGUGUCCCCUCUGUAACACUCCCAUCCCAGUGACUCGCGGACAGACCCCCGAUAUCGUAGUUGGAGAUCACAUUGAUCGGGACUGCAAGUCGGACCCCGCGCAGCAAAAGCGAAAGAUCUUUACUAAUAAAUGUGUGAAGCCCGGCUGCCGUCAGAAGGAGCUGAUUAAGGUGAUCUGUAAUGACUGCCACGGGAACUUCUGUCUCAAACACAGACAUCCCCUGGAUCACGACUGCAAAGGAACCAGCGCUCCGAUCUCCAAGGCAGGACACGCAGCUUUAAUGAGAAGUCACGCUUCCUCUUCGAAGACUUCCACGGCUUCCAGCCACGUGGCCCCCAAACCCGCUGCACAACCCCAGCGUAGCAGGGCCGUUGCCCCUUCUCAUCAGCCGUCGGCCGCAGCCGCCCUGCAGAAUGGUUUGACAGAAGAAGAAGCUCUCCAGAGAGCCCUGGAAAUGUCUCUUGCAGAAUCUGCAACGAACACGAGCCAGCAGGACCGCUCGCAAGAGGAUGAAGACUUGGCUUUAGCUCGAGCGCUGUCUGCCAGCGAAGAGGAAUACAGGAGGCAGCAGGCGCUGCUGGCGGAGGACGGCAAGAAAAAGGGACUGUAGAGAAGGAAAGGGGUGUAGAGGAUUAUGCUAAAAGGGACACUUGGCAGGGCCAAAACCGUGAUGCCAAACAGACCACUUGCAGCGUGUCCUAGCGGGGCAGUUUACAGUUUGGGACGAUUACACGGCACGACGGGGGAUCAUCGAACAUCAGGCCGACCAAUCGGAUGAAGCCGCCGUGAUAACAUACAGCAGAUUUGUUCUUCGUGACACCAGGCUAUCCGCGCAUGGACGGUUUCACCCGGUGGUUUGCUAUAGGUUACCAAAGAAACACUCAGUGAUGUAUAUUUGAGGGCUGGUCGGCUCCUGCCAGGUCCUGCCAUUUACUAAUAAUCACGCCGGGGGGGUUAAAAACCAUAGAGCGCGUUCACAAUGAGCCAUUCCUGACGAGAAGCAGCUUUUAGGGAAAGUCAUGUGAUCUCUCCAUCCCUUUCCAAGGGAUGAACACUAGGACCAGGUCAUCUUUAAAGCUUAAGUUCUUGCGGAGAAUGGCUUCCAACCUGCGCAAUUAUUGCAGUCUAUUCACUAAGCCCGAAUUUUAAAGGAGACUUGACCAUUUCAACUCGCCGUGCGCCUUCCUGGAUGGUGCACCGUUUAGAGUUUGAGCCCCUAAUCAUAGCUCGUGGCUCAGAGAUACACAAAGAGCAAAAAGAAAGGCAUUUUAUAACCUAGAUUUCUAUAUAAUAAAAAGUAAGCAAGUUAUCCAUAUAGCUAAGAAAUCAUGCAGAUCCUCGCGGCCAGUUACAUAUUAGAGUCUUUCUGAUGAAGUCCCCCGAGGGCCGCUCUGAAUUGGGGGUCGUUUUGUAUGUUUGUGGCAUUGCCUGAUGCGUAUACGUAUGUGAAUGAAAUUAAGUUUGCGAUUGGAAAAGAAA